GUCAAACAACGUAAAUUGUAAGUUUCAUUCAUCAGAAUUGUGUUCAUCAUGUGGCCACUCAAUUGUGCGUUUGUGCUGCUGAUCUUUAUGAUCUGCGGCUGUGCGGCUAAGGAGUAUAAAAUAUUCUGCCAAUACGAUUUGGGUUCUUAUUACUACAAGAAUGCGAGCAAGUUUUAUUCCUGGAAUGUUGAUCUUAGGCUCUGCACGCAUUUGGUCUAUGGCACUGGCGUGGGUGUGAAUGGGGAGACGGGCGUCUUGAAGAUCACUGACAAAUAUCUGCUGCUUGAAAAUGAUAUGCUCAAUGUCGCACACCGCCUCAAGCGAGAAAAUGUGAAGAAGGUAAUGUUCACGAUCGGCGGCUGGCUGGAGGAGUCGAGCGACUUCUCCAGGAUGGCAGCGGACUCUCGCAAGCGGGAUCGAUUCUUCACCUCGCUGAUCGAGUUCAUGUACGAGUGGCGCUUCGACGGAGUCCAGAUCGACUGGCGCUAUCCCACGCAGCGCGGCGGCAAGCCCGAGGAUCGCAGGAACUUUAUCCUAUUGCUGGAGGAGCUGAAGAUAGUUUGCCAGGAGCAUCAAUUUGUUCUGAUGGUGGCCGUGUUGGGGCGCACUGACAGGAGGACCCUGGAGUACUACGACAUUCCCAAACUGGUCAAGCAUGUGCAUUACAUAAACCUGAUGCACCACGACAAUCGGGAUCCGUAUGAGAUGCGUCUCGGCUACAACGCCCCGCUCUCUGGCGAAAACAGCGUCGUGGACUCCGUCAAGCUCUGGAAGAAGCUGGGCAAGGCGCCAGCUAAGCUGAUCCUCAACAUUCCGCUCUUUGUGCGCUCUUACAUCAUGGACAAUCACCAGAACACCGUCGGUUCCCCGUGCAAGGGCCCUGGCCUCAAGACUCCGCUGACCCGCGAGCCUGGCUUCAUGACCUACGGCGAGUGGUGCGGCUUCGCCAGCUCGUGGACACAGAAGUUCGAUGAGCAGGCCCAGGUGCCGUAUGCCUACAAGGGCGACCAUUGGAUUAGCUACGAGAAUGCACGCAGCAUCUGGGCGAAGAUGCAUCUGCUGAAGAGCCAUAGCCUGGGUGGCGCCAUGGCCUGGACCAUCGAUUCGGAUGACUUUUACGGCAAGUGCGGGGAGACGCACAGCUUGGGGCGUGUCAUACUCGCCGCACUCGGAGACAUCACCAUACUGGCACCCGAGCCAUCGACAACAGAGUCAAUGGGUCUCUGCCCGAAGAAUGGAUUCUUUCGCCAAAUGUGGGACUGCCAGCUGUACUACGAGUGCCUCAAUGGUGAGCGCAUCGAUUACGAGUGCCUGCCCGGCUACUACUUUGAUGAAGCCCGAAUCGAGUGCAUGCCCAAGGAGCAGGUGAAGUGUGAUCAGAACUUUGUCACCUGGCGUCCGGGCAUGCCCCUCUACAACUUCGAAAACAUGCCCGUAAAUCUGAAGAUUGUCGAGUAGCCCGAACCGCAAACAAGUGAACCAAAUACAAAACGAAUAUUACUUAG
Molecule: messenger RNA, 1505 nt
Organism: Drosophila guanche
Lineage: Eukaryota; Metazoa; Arthropoda; Insecta; Diptera; Drosophilidae
Product: chitinase-like protein 4
Exons: 4
Coding region: 49-1458 (469 amino acids)
Biological process (GO): carbohydrate metabolic process; chitin catabolic process
Cellular component (GO): extracellular region
Molecular function (GO): chitin binding; chitinase activity
Source: RefSeq, a predicted model, not a curated record